ACUGCAUGAAGGUGGACGGGCUGUUGUUGUUCUGAGCUGUUAGUCGAUGACAGGUCAAUGUUGAGCGCGGUUGAAUGGCAGCAUCCGACAGUCGGCGGUCUCACCGGGAUUUCGAGGGAAACCGAUCAAUUCCAAACGGCGAGGAAGUGCGCAAUGUGAGGGAUACCGGAGUACAGACGGAUGUACAAGGUCAUGGACCUCGACUGUCCAAAGCCAACCUCUUCACAUUGUUGAGUCUUUGGAUGGAACUUUUCCCAAAGAAAGAACCACAGCAACAAGAGAAUGAUGCUGCUGGGGACACUGGUCUUGUAGUGGUCCAUGAGCGCAUGGUUCUGGGUCUGCAUUGUUCCAGUGCGCAGUUACAUGCAGGACAGGUGGCUGUGGUCAAACAUGGCCCCAGACUGAAGGGAUGUGAUCUUUACUUCUCCAGAAAACCCUGUUCAACCUGCCUCAAGAUGCUCAUCAAUGCUGGUGUGAGCAGGAUAUCAUACUGGCCUGGUGAUGCUGAGAUCAGUUUGCUGUCAGGUAGACAUGAUCAUACUGACUCCAGUCACCAGGAAGCCAUCUUAGAUGCAACAGCUGCAGAGAGACUGAAGUCUAACAGCAGACCCCACAUCUGUGUGCUCCUGCAGCCUCUGGCCUGCACCAUGCAGCAGUUUGUGGACGAAAGGUCUCAAAACUGUGACUUCCUUGGGAAGAUUGCUGCGGACAAUCCUACUCUCAAUGUUAAGGAUCUCUUUAGAAGGGAAUGGUGGAACAACUUGGAUGAUUUAUUAAAAAAGUUCUUUAUAAAUGACGAGGAACAGCAUAAGUAUGUGCUAAACAAGAUGGGACUGGAGAACUUUUGUGCGGAACCAAAUUUUAGUAACUUAAGGCAGCAUAUGAGGAAUCUCAUUACGAUUCUGGCAUCUGCCGCAGCAAGUGUUCCAGUUCUAGAAGAAAAUUAUGGUUUCUUCAUGAGAGAGCCUUUAGGGAUGGGUUCUCCAGCUUUACCUCAGGAUGUGGUGCGACACUGUAUCAUACAGGCCCGAUUACUGGCAUGUAGAACAGAGGAUCCUAAAGUGGGAGUUGGUGCAGUUAUUUGGGCUGAGGGCAAACAGUCACAAUGUGAUGGCACAGGUCAGCUUUACUUAGUGGGCUGUGGAUACAAUGCCUACCCAGUGGGCUCACAGUACGCAGAGUAUCCUCAGAUGGAUCACAAGCAAGAGGAGAUACAAUACAGGAAGUACAGAUACAUCCUCCAUGCGGAGCAGAACGCACUCACAUUCAGGAGCGCAGAGAUAAAAGAGGAGGAGAACACAGUGAUGUUUGUGACCAAAUGCCCAUGUGAUGAGUGUGUUCCUCUGAUAGGCUGCGCUGGAAUAAAGCAGAUCUACACCACAGACCUGGACAGCAACAAAGCCAAACACGACAUUUCCUACCUCGGGUUCGACAAACUCAACGGCGUCCAGAAAUUCAUUUGGCAACAGAAAUCUUCUGCUAGACAUAUGUCAGAACAAGAUGCUCCGCCCACAGCAAAUGGCUACAUGAAACGAAAAGCAGAGGAAACUCAUUUUCAGUGCAAUAAGAGACUGAGAUCAUAGAAGUCAUUUUGAAAGCUGCUCUCCUGCCAUUAUGACAGCAACAGAUGAUGUUCAAAUGUGACUCUUUCAGUUCCUGGUGAAGAACUUUAUUUAACCUGCCAUACUCAUGCAGCAUGAUUCGAAUCAACAUUACCUUAUCAUUACAAUACAGCAUAAAAGAGGGAAAAUGUUUUAUGCUUUGUUUAUCAGUUUACCAGUACAUCCUAUUAAAAGUUUAAUUAUAUGCAUUUUAGAAAUGGGAUUUGGGUUGAAAGGUUUUAAAAUUGCACACAACAGUUUUUAAAUGUAUAAAAUUGAAGGGAUAAGCAGAACUGUCCAUUACAUGUUCACACAAAAUAUAUUACCAUUUAGAUUAGUUCUAAAUUUACAGUGUACAGUAUAUACGAUGCCCAAUGUUUUUUUUUUCUUUGAAAAAAAAAAACCGCUUCAGUUGGUUGAAUUUCAUAUGGAAACUACACCUGAAUAUGUAGUAGGAAAAAUUUAAAUUAAUUUUGAAAACAUGGUUUGGCAACUUCAAUGUACCUGCUGACAAAUAUAUUUAAUAAAUUUGGCUUCAUGAAAAUAAUUUGAAAAUAGUUGCCUUGGAGUAUAAAUGGAUUUGCUUCACACUGUGAGUGAUGGUGUAAACCACCAAAGCAUAUUUCAUCCUAUAAUCCUAAAGACGAUCGUAAUAAAACAAUCAAUCAACUGUAGAGGGAAAAAAGAAUGAAAUUUAAUGGAUUUUCUUCAACAGCAUAACUCAUAUAGUGAGUUAAAGAGGUUCAUUGCUUAAUCAAGCUAAAUAUGCUCAAUGAGAACAUAUUAAAAACAAACAAAAAAAAUAAAUUAAGCUCCCCCUUCCAAAAUGUCUUCACAAAUAAAAGAGCAAAAGAGUAAAUUAACAACUCGAACAAAAGGCACCUGUUUGUACAUUUGUGUCCUCAUUUCAUCUUGUUUUUCAGCUAUGCAACAAUCUACUUCUGUCAAAA
Molecule: messenger RNA, 2551 nt
Organism: Sinocyclocheilus anshuiensis
Lineage: Eukaryota; Metazoa; Chordata; Actinopteri; Cypriniformes; Cyprinidae
Product: cytidine and dCMP deaminase domain-containing protein 1-like
Exons: 9
Coding region: 75-1583 (502 amino acids)
Cellular component (GO): cytoplasm
Molecular function (GO): zinc ion binding; dCMP deaminase activity
Source: RefSeq, a predicted model, not a curated record